AUGGGAUCGUUAGGCGACUCAACGGCCUCAUUCUCGGCGCCAACCGAAGUAAUAAGCGCUGAUGGGCUACUCUUCGACUUCGACGGCACCAUCAUCGAUUCGACAGAGGCAAUUGUGAAACACUGGCAGAGGCUCGGGCAUGAAAUGGGAGUCGACCCAGAGGUCAUCUUGGCGACAUCACAUGGCAGAAGGAGUAUCGAUGUACUGCGCUUGUACGACGAGAGCAAGGCAAACUGGGAAUACAUAUCAGAGCUCGAAGGUAGGAUACCAAAGGAAUUCGGCCAGGACGCAGACGAAAUACCUGGGGCGCGAUCUCUACUUCAUAAUCUGGACGCGGCGCAUGCACCAUGGGCUGUCGUCACAUCUGGUACACGAGCGUUGAUCACAGGAUGGAUUGAGCGGCUCAAGCUGGCCAAGCCUGAGGUUCUUGUGGUUGCUGAGGAGGUGUCCAACGGCAAACCAGAUCCAGAAGGUUACCUGCUCGGACGUGAGAGGCUUGGUCUGCAAGACAAGCAAAACAUGAUCGUUUUCGAGGACGCGCCUUCUGGAAUCCGCGCAGGCAAGGCAGCUGGAUUUCGUGUUGUCGGUCUAGCAACAACCCAUACGCUCGAGCAAGUUCGGAAAGCCGGUGCUGAUUGGAUCAUCAAAGAUCUCAGAAGUAUCUCUUUGAAGAGCGUUGAAAAUGGUGUGAUCUCGAUCGCCAUACAUGAUGCUCUGGUCGACUCGUAA
This is a messenger RNA of Cyphellophora attinorum, 729 nucleotides long. Its product is annotated as 2-deoxyglucose-6-phosphate phosphatase 1. NCBI's taxonomy places the organism in Eukaryota, Fungi, Ascomycota, Eurotiomycetes, Chaetothyriales, Cyphellophoraceae. Bases 1 to 729 code for a protein of 242 amino acids. The record is from RefSeq and is a predicted model, not a curated record. The transcript has 3 exons. Gene Ontology annotation, molecular function: sugar-phosphatase activity; beta-phosphoglucomutase activity.